Grosmannia clavigera kw1407 is the source of this 867-nucleotide messenger RNA. Its product is annotated as 5-formyltetrahydrofolate cyclo-ligase. Lineage: Eukaryota; Fungi; Ascomycota; Sordariomycetes; Ophiostomatales; Ophiostomataceae. Gene Ontology annotation, cellular component: cytoplasm. The record is from RefSeq and is a predicted model, not a curated record. The transcript has a single exon. The coding region runs from base 1 to 867 and encodes 288 amino acids.
AUGCGACAUGCCACGCAAACGGUCAGCACGCGAGACAGCGUUCCGCACAGACGCUCAACGGGCGAAAAGGCGUUGACGACCAUCUCCAUGUCUCUUGUGCAGGGCAGUGCCGAGCACAAGGCGGCCAUCCGCGCCAAGGUGUGGGCAACGCUGCGCGCCGUGGCCCGGCCGGACUCACGCUUCCACUACGACUUCUCGCGCUUCAUCGCUGAUUUUGCAGGCGCCGAUGUGGCCUGUGAUCGCCUGCUGGCCCUGGACUGUUUCCAGCACAGCCGCACCGUCUUCAUCGCGCCCGACAACUGUCUGGGUCACCUGCGCGAGCGCGCCCUGCAGGCCGGCCUCUGCGUGCUCGUCACGACGUAUGGCAUUUGCCGCGGCUUCUGGCUGCUCGACCCGGCCACCAUCGCGCCCGCGCUGUUUCGCUAUGCCGCCACGCUCGACGGCAUGGAGCACGUUGGCCGCCCGGUGUCCCUGCAGGAUCUCGUCGACCUGCAGCCUGCCAUCGGUCCCAUCGGGCUCAUGGUCACCGGCACUGGCGCCAUCAAUACCCGCGGCGUCCGCUUCGGCAAGGGCCAUGGCUUCUUCGACCUCGAGUGGGCUAUGCUCUUUGCUCGUGGACUUGUCCGUCCCCACACCGUCGUCGCUGCCGUUGUCCACGACUGUCAGCUGCUCGACGAUGACCUCCGCCCUGAGCCGUUCGACACCGUCUGCGACCUCGUCAUCACCCCUACCCGCGUCCUUCACGUCGGUCCCGUUCAGAAACCCACCUGCGGCAUCCUUUGGGACCGCCUUCAGCCCAACAUGCUCGCUGACAUUCCUCCUCUCCAGGAGCUGCAGGCUUUGGAGGCUCAAGUCGUGUCUGCUUAG